Rattus norvegicus (Norway rat) is the source of this 5864-nucleotide messenger RNA. The record is from RefSeq and is a predicted model, not a curated record. NCBI's taxonomy places the organism in Eukaryota, Metazoa, Chordata, Mammalia, Rodentia, Muridae.
CGUGAGAGCGGCGUGGGGGCGGGGAGGAGAGGCGGCGGCGGCGUCCGAGCUACGCCACACGGGGCCGGGGCGCCGGGAGCCGGAGCGCAGCGCGGGGUCGUGGCGGCGGCGGUGAGGGAAGCGGGGCGGAGGAGGUGGAGCCAUGGCGGGCCAGCAGUUCCAGUACGAUGACAGCGGGAACACCUUCUUCUACUUCCUCACCUCCUUCGUGGGGCUCAUCGUGAUCCCCGCCACCUACUACCUCUGGCCGCGAGACCAGAAUGCGGAGCAAAUUCGAUUAAAGAAUAUCAGAAAAGUAUACGGAAGAUGUAUGUGGUAUCGUUUACGGUUAUUAAAACCCCAGCCAAAUAUUAUUCCUACAGUAAAGAAAAUAGUUCUGCUUGCAGGAUGGGCAUUGUUCUUAUUUCUUGCCUACAAAGUUUCCAAAACAGACCGAGAAUAUCAAGAGUACAAUCCUUAUGAAGUAUUAAAUUUGGAUCCUGGAGCAACAGUAGCAGAAAUUAAGAAACAAUAUCGCUUGUUGUCACUUAAAUAUCAUCCAGAUAAAGGAGGUGAUGAAGUCAUGUUCAUGAGGAUAGCGAAAGCUUACGCAGCUUUAACAGAUGAAGAGUCUCGGAAAAAUUGGGAAGAAUUUGGAAAUCCAGAUGGGCCUCAAGCCACAAGCUUUGGAAUUGCUUUGCCAGCUUGGAUAGUUGACCAGAAAAAUUCGAUUCUGGUUUUACUUGUGUAUGGAUUGGCUUUUAUGGUUAUCCUUCCUGUUGUUGUGGGCUCUUGGUGGUAUCGGUCCAUACGAUAUAGCGGAGACCAGAUUCUAAUCCGUACAACACAGAUUUAUACAUACUUUGUUUAUAAGACUCGGAAUAUGGAUAUGAAGCGUCUCAUCAUGGUUUUAGCUGGAGCUUCUGAAUUUGAUCCUCAAUAUAAUAAAGAUGCCACAAGCAGGCCAACAGAUAAUGUUUUAAUACCUCAGCUAAUCAGGGAAAUUGGCAGCAUAAAUUUAAAGAAGAAUGAACCUCCACUUACCUGUCCAUAUAGCCUGAAGGCCAGAGUUCUUUUACUGUCUCAUCUUGCUAGAAUGAAAAUUCCUGAGACACUGGAAGAAGAUCAACAGUUCAUGCUGAAAAAGUGUCCUGCUCUGCUUCAGGAAAUGGUGAAUGUAAUCUGCCAGCUGAUAAUAAUGGCCCGGAGCCGUGAAGAAAGGGAGUUUCGUGCUCCAACUUUGGCAUCCUUAGAAAACUGCAUGAAGCUUUCCCAGAUGGCUGUUCAGGGGCUGCAGCAGUUCAAGUCUCCCCUUCUGCAGCUCCCUCACAUCGAAGAAGACAAUCUUAGAAGAGUUUCAAACCACAAAAAGUUCAAAAUUAAAAGUAUCCAGGAUUUGGUCAGUUUAAAAGAAGCAGAUCGUCAUAGUCUGCUACACUUCCUUGAAGAUGAAAAGUAUGAAGAGGUCAUGGCAGUUCUUGGGAGUUUCCCGUAUGUGACCAUGGACAUAAAAUCACAGGUGUUGGAUGAUGAAGACAGCAACAACAUCACAGUAGGGUCCCUGGUCACAGUGCUGGUUAAACUGACGAGGCAGACGAUGGCUGAAGUGUUUGAAAAGGAGCAGUCCAUCUGCGCUGCUGAGGAACAGCCCGCAGAAGACGGGCAGAGUGAUGCCAACAAGAACAAGGCAAAAGGAGGAUGGCAGCAGAAGAACAAAGGACCCAAGAAAAUGCCCAAAUCCAAAAAAAAGAAGCCUUUAAAAAAAAAACCCACAACUGUGCCCUUACCUCAGGGAAAGCAGCAGAAGCAAAAGCAGGCAAAUGGAGUUGUUGGGAGUGAAGCUGCAAUGAAGGAGGAGGAGGAGGACAUUUCUGACAAAGGCAGCGACUCUGAAGAGGAGGAGACCAAUAGAGACUCGCAGAGCGAGAAGGACGAUGGCAGUGACAGAGACUCUGACAGAGAGCAGGAUGAGAAGCAAAGCAAAGACGACGAAGCAGAGUGGCAAGAGCUACAGCAAAGUAUACAGAGGAAGGAGAGAGCUCUUUUGGAGACCAAGUCGAAGAUAACACACCCUGUGUAUAGUCUUUACUUUCCCGAGGAAAAACAAGAGUGGUGGUGGCUUUACAUUGCAGAUAAGAAAGAGCAAACAUUAAUAUCUAUGCCGUAUCAUGUGUGCACACUGAAGGACACAGAAGAGGUAGAGCUGAAGUUCCCUGCACCUGGCAGGCCUGGGAAUCACCAGUACACAGUGUUUCUGCGGUCGGACUCCUACAUGGGCCUGGACCAGACUAAACCACUGAAGUUGGAAGUUCAUGAGGCCAAGCCCGUGCCAGAAAACCACCCACAGUGGGACACAGCAAUAGAAGGUGACGAAGACCAGGAAGACAGUGAAGGAUUUGAAGACAGCUUUGAGGAAGAGGAGGAGGAAGAGGAGGGUGGUGACUAAGCCGUGUGAGUGGACCACAGCAUUUGCACGUCCUGCAAACACCUGCUGCUUUGUAAGUGACGAUCAAGCAGAAGCAGCAGAGAACUGGUGGGGAGGGAAGUGUUGGCGUCUUUACUGGAAACGGAUGCGAAAAAUAGGCCAUUGGUGCCAGGUACAAUCUGAAAGGGGUUUAAAGCCUUUCUCAGGUGUGGGGUGGUGCGUUGAUCUCACUACAAAUGAUAAUAAAUCUUUGAUGUUACAACUGUCGGAAGUGUGGGCUGUGCGUUACCUGGUGGAUCAUGCUCACAGUAAGUCAAGGUGCACGAGGACUCUCUCUCUCCUUGUUGAGCUUUAGUUUUAGUAAACAUUAAAUAUGAUAAACAUCACAAAUAUGUUUUAAGUAAUGUCUGCUCAAGUUUCUAAUCUGUUAGAUGCUCUUGUUCAUUUAUCAAUACUUUACAAGUGCUAAGAUUGUAACAGUUCAUGUGAGCUGAAACCUUAAUUUUCAUCUAUCUUGGCCAUCACUUAACAUUCUCACACAUUCCACAUAAUACAGAGGGCUACAUUUUAGAAUUUUCCGUUCUUAAUUGCCCAGAGUUAGCAGAAAUUAUAGAAGUGGCUUUGGGUGGCUUUCAGACAGCCUCUGACAGCCUCUGACAGCCUCUGACAGCCUCCGGUGGUGUCAGUGCAGGGUCUAGGUCAUCCGAUAGGCUUCAGGGCCAGAUUGAUUGAUUGUGGGACCACAAGUUCUCUGAUGUUUGCUUUGUGUCGUCAACCUUUUGGAAAAGGUUCACUAUAAAAGCUGAAUACAUUCGUAGCUUUUAAUCUACCUGACUCUGUCAGCAGCCUUUUAAAGGCAGUAAACAGCAUACAAAGGAGGCAGGUUUAUACUCAUUUGGACUCCUGUCAAUAAAAUAGAACUUUGAUUCAUUUUAUGUUUGUAAUUGUGUGUGUCUUUUUACUCCUAGAGAAAGGGCAUAAAUAGGAUACUGUUUUAUUUUUCAACUCAAAGUUUAAUAUUGUACCUCACUGUGGAAGUGACUGCUAUCUCUGUAUACUCUUGGAAAACCCAGGAGCAAAAACUUUUUCUCUCAUUUAGUACAACCUAAAAGGGCAGUGCUCAACAUAGGGUAGAAAUAUGUGUGUGUGGUGAGUCACUGAGGUCAGAGGAAUAUUUUUAUUACUAGACAUAGAGGACACACAGUCUACAAUACUAUAAGACUGAUCGCAAUAAUCCUAUCAAACUCCAUAGGCCAAAGUACUGUUGCAAUACUAACUUACGACCUUGUUUAUUUAAAAGGUUGCUACUCUUCCUGCAGAAUUAUCACUGGUAUUUUGUUACUACAGUAGUUGGAAAUAAAAUUUGAGAAUUACCAAAAAUAUGAAUUUUUUGUUGUUGUUCUAAAUUUAAGAUGUAACACUUAAUAGUUGUUCUCAUUGAACCUUGCUCCCUGGGUGAGUGAGACCUUCCCUUCCUCUGCAGGCACAAGCGUGCGGGUUUGCCUUCAGAUCAGGUCGUACUGGGAAGAUCCGGGGUUGGCUGUAGCCGAUAGACAUGCAAGUGUGAGGGAGUGAGUCAGCUUGAGUCAGGUGAGAGGAAAACAGUGAGCAGAAACGGAACACAAGGAGUUGUGGUUUUUUCAUUUCCUAUUUACUGAAGUAGCCAGGCUCAGGGAAGUCUUCUCUAGGUCUCUUUUCCCUCGGAAGGAGUAGGCAGACUGUUCAGACACUUGGCUUCUUUGGUUUGAGAUUGUCUGGUGAGGAUUUUACACCAUGCUUAUAAAACACCAUGUCUUCCACAAUUGGAAAUGCAACAGUUUGCUUAUGUUUGCCGAUUUUGUGAUGUGAAUUGACAUCUCAACCUAAAGAACCAGUCUUCCUCUAGAAGUGCUCUUGUGAAAGGCUUCAGUUAGGUGCUCGUCUCUCCUCAGCCACUAAACGCCACAUCCCUUUUUUCUCUGGAUUAGUAAUUUGUCCUAGUUUGUGUUUAAUUGAAAGGAAAUACAGAGUGAAAUUGAUUAUAUAUGAAAUUAAGUAGUUUACAUUGUGUAAAAGUUUUAAUCUCUAAGUUUGCAGAAUGUCUGUCAAAAUACAGCUUUUCACAAGGAGAUUUAUUACUUAAGUUGAGAGUGUGGUGGGUGCCAAGAUUAACACUGGAAGGCUUGACUGAGGUCUCACACCCAAAACGAGAUACUUGUGUUCUCUAAAAUUUUGUGAUUUUUGAAAAGAAUUGAGCACAUUGAAUUAAGGUUCUGUAUAUGGAGCCGUCUCGUUCUUUGCUCUGCCUUUCCCAGCAUUCCCUGGGGGGUGGGGAAGAGCAGGCUGUGGAGGAGUGAUACCAUUCUCCUGCUGCCAGGAAGCUCAGUCCUGUAAGAGGUGAAGUGGAACCAGGGAGUGUCCUGAGGCUUUUUAGUGUGAUUUGAUUUGGUUUUUGAGUUUUUGAAACUCACUAUAUAUAGCCUAGGCUGGCCUUGAGCUCACAGUGUAGCCCAGGUUGUGGACCUUGUGAUCCUCCUCGAGCCUCAGCCUGUUGAGUAAUAGGAUCACAGACGAGAGCCACCACACCUGGUGUUAACACACUACGUUUAUUCAGGUCUCUGGCCCAGCCGGCACCCACCAUACACUGCAGUGCUGUUUAGCACGCACGUGUAUUGCAGAGCACUGCAUGUUUCUGAGGGAUUGUUGCCAUGGAUGCAGAGUGUCCUCUCCAGGCUCGGUCGUGUGUGCUGCAGACAUGGACGCUCUGUUAAGGACUUCACUUGGACUUAGGAGGCACAUGGGUGGGAAUUCCUUUGCUUUCUCUCUUGCACAGCAGCCAGCAUCUAGGACGCCUGCCUGCCUCCCUCCCUCCCUCCCUCCCUCCCUCUUUCUUACUUUCCUUUCUUGUUCUGUUGUUGUUUGUCAUUUGCUUGAUCCUGGCACUAGGCAGGGGAAUGAUUUUUUAGAACUAGCUAUUAAGUUGGCCUUUGCCUGUCCCCUCGUCCCCUUUGGAUAAAGCAACUUGCAUCCUUUGUUUUCCAAUGCUUCUUUUUUGAAGCAUUUUCUCAACUCUAUGAAUCCCCUAUUCAGUCUGCCUUAAGGUGAAACAGCCAUCAGUGGCCUAGCGUGACAGCGUCCCAGCCGUGCAGUGGUCAGCUAAGUGUGUCUCCAGAUGCUCCCGUCCUCACACUCCAGGGCUAUUUACAAACCUUAGCAAACAGGACAGACGCCACCCUGUACAUUUCCUGUAACUGAGCUAAAAAUCCAAAUAGCAGUCGUGGGCAUGCUUUAGGACUAUGGCUUCCAGCGGGGUACAUCCCGGGUGUGCAGACACUGAGUCCCCUGAGAAAAUGUUAAUGAUUCUUUGUAUUUAAUCUCAUCCUUUUAAAUUUCUAUUUUUAUGUGUUUUAUAAUGUACAUAAUAUAUUGUACAGUUGUACACUUAUAUAAUUUAUAAAUAAAUAAUACAUUUAUUGGUGCA